AGAAGAAGAAGAAGAAGAAGAAGAAGAACAAGAACAAGAAGAAGAACAAGAAGAACAUCAUAAACAUAAACAUAAGCAUGAACAUCAAGUAGCCUAAGGAGUAACGUGACUGAUACUUAGGUACUUCUGAAGACUGUAGCUAGAUUACGUUCUUGCCAACCUAGGAAAAACACGGGAAGGAGUAAAUUAUAAGCUUCAAGUUUCAUGAUGAAAUGCAGGCAGCUACGAUGGAGCAAGUGGAAGAACCCCCCUCUUUGUUGUGGGGACUUGACCCGAUAUUUUCUGCCUUCGCCAGACUGUAUGUCAGAGACAUUCUGCAGAUGACCGAGUCCACACAGGUGCCAGGCAUUUAUUUCUACAACUCACAUCCAAUAAGCAAAGUUGAUGUACUUGGAACUGUAGUUUACAAGAGAGAAAGAGAAGACUUCUUUUGUUAUGGAGUGGAUGAUGGUACUGGUGUUAUAAACUGCCUGUGUUGGAAAAGUGACCUGUUAAAAGGACAGGAGGAUCCUGGUAAAUCAAAGGGACAAACCAGUGAUGGGGCUCUGAGAGGCUUUAAUCCAGUCACUGAGCUGAAGAAACUGAGACAAUCCCAGCAGAACCGCUGCCAUGUGGAGAUCGGAGAGCUGCUCCGAGUCCGAGGGCCUGUGAAGACAGCACGGCAACAGAGGGAAAUCAAGGCCUCCACCUACUAUAAAGUGAACGACCCAGUGAUGGCGGUCCAGAUAGCAUGGAUGAUGGAGGUUCCUCAGCUCUACAGAGUGUGCUAUGACAAACCACUCCAGCUGCAUCCUACUGCAACGGGUGAUCCAGCCAUCAGUCCCCUCAGCAAGGCAACAAAUAUCAUUAAGAAUUUCUGUCAGCAGAAGUCGGUGACUAGGUUCAGACCCUACGAUGUUCAGGACCUCCUGCAGCCUCUUAUCUCCACUGGGCCUCAAACGACAUCUGCAGACAUGGAGCCUGUGGCAGGUCCAUCUGCCUCUCAGCAGCUACGCCAGCUUGUGAAGAAAGUCCUGGUGAUGUUACAAGAUGAGGGGCUCAUAUACCGCAAGGUCAAGUCCCAGGAUGAAGUCUAUCAUGUGACUGCACAGGAUAAAGAUCUACUCAUAGCUGUAAAAGAUAUUAUCAAGGAAGACUCCAAAAGAGAGAAGUACGCAGAGAAGGGCUGCCACAUCCUGCACAUCCUGUCUGCAGUCAGGCAGCGAUACAGCCUCAAUGUGAGCAAAGCAGCCCUGGAGCUGGUACUCAAAUCACUGGAGUGCAACAGUGACAUCGUCAGCACCAGUGACAACCAUUACACUGUGUUUUAAUAACCGAACAGUGGGGCUGGGAACCCUCUUUUACUGUAUGUACUGUUAGUGGUAUGGCCUGCUGCUAUGAAAUGUGAGCGACCAAUACAAUGGAGUAAAUCAUGCCGUUUGUAUGUUUGUGUUCAUCAUGAGCUUUUGCGUAAUUCCUGUUGUAUUUCUUAAUGUUACUAUAUGUAAGUGUCCUAAGCUUGAAUACUAAGUAAAGUAUAAACCUCAGGAAAGCUUUCAGUGCACGGUGUGGAAAAUAUUUAUCAGAUUUUGAAUGUUUUUGCAAAUCACUUAUUAAACUGGCAAAAUUAUACAGUAUGUUGCCAGUCAUCAGCCAUAGUAUUGCCAGACCACAGUGUGUAUUAAAAAAUAAGUUACCAGGCAAAACAGAUAGGGCUCAUGUAUGGCCAUAUUAACUCUGUAACAGGCCCGAGGGUAAAGAUGGACUGCUGGUACCCCAUGAGCAAUAUACAUGACACAUAAAGUUUGACACUGUGUUCGCCUCUAGCCCCUGUCUACUGUAUAUACUGUUUAUUAAAUGCUAUUUUUAUUGCCACCAUCGUCAGUUUCAAGCAGUAGUAUGGGCCAACGUCAUUUCCACAUGUGCAUAUUGUAUUAAAAUAAGUACAUAAUAGCAAAUAUGCUUCAUGUAGAACACAGAUAACAUACUUAAUUCAUACCAUUUGUGACAUGUAUCUCAUGAUAUAAGUAAGUAAUAUUUGUACACUACAUGCUGUGUAUACAUACUGGUGCAUUACAAUAGUACAUUACACAUUACAAA
This is a messenger RNA of Monopterus albus (swamp eel), 2079 nucleotides long. RefSeq names its product STN1 subunit of CST complex (gene stn1). Gene Ontology annotation, cellular component: CST complex. The record is from RefSeq and is a predicted model, not a curated record. NCBI's taxonomy places the organism in Eukaryota, Metazoa, Chordata, Actinopteri, Synbranchiformes, Synbranchidae. Gene Ontology annotation, molecular function: single-stranded telomeric DNA binding. The coding region runs from base 213 to 1310 and encodes 365 amino acids. The transcript has 9 exons. Gene Ontology annotation, biological process: telomere capping.